AUGAAUUUCCUGUUCAAGGCGAAGCAGCGCACGCCGCAUGAGCUUGCGCGCAGCAUGCGCGAGGCGAUCGCGCGCCUCGGUGUCGUGCAGCUCAGCAACGGGACGCUGCACCUGAGCGAGACGGUGGGUGCCGAGACGCGCCGCAAGGUCGGCGAGGAGCUCUACCAGAGCAUCCAGCAGGCGAAGCAUAUCCUCUAUGGCGAGGCCGGCAACGAGCCCGUGCCUGAGCUUGUGGCGCAGUUUGCGCAGGAGACAUACCAGGACCGGCUGAUGCAGUACCUGCUCGUGAUCCUCCCCCGGCUCGAGUUCGAGGCACGCAAGGACGUCGUGCAGAUCUUUACCGUGCUGCUGCAGCGGAGCAUUGGGACACGGCUUCCGACGGUCGAGUACAUCUCUUCUAACCCGUCGAUUGUCCUGCUUGCGCUGCGUGGCUACGAGGACGCGGACAUUGCGCUGAAUACCGGCAUGAUCUUGCACGAGAUGCUGCAGCACGAGGCGCUCGCCAAGAUCCUGCUGUACUCGGAGGACUUCUACCGUUUCCCCAAUUACAUUGACACGAGCUCGUUUGGCGUGUCGUGCGACGCGUUUGCCAACUUUCGCGAAGCGCUCGUGCGGCACAAGAGCGUCGCGGCCGAGUACAUUGCGCAGAACUACGAGCACUUCUUUGCCAUGUACAAUCACCUGCUCGACUCGACGAGCUACGUUGCAAAGCGGCAGUCGCUCAAGCUUCUCGGCGAGAUGCUUGUCGACCGUGCGCACUACCAGAUGAUGCUGCGGUACGUGGCCGACGACGGCAACCUCAAGCGCAUCAUGAACCUCUUGCGCGACCGCAGCAAGAACAUCCAGCUCGAGGCGUUUCACGUGUUCAAGGUCUUUGUCGCGAACCCCAAGAAGUCGCCGGGGGUCGAGGCGAUCCUCCAGCGCAACCGCGCACGGCUCCUCACCUUUUUGUCCGAGUUCCAGCGAGAUCGCAGCGACGAGUCCUUCAUCGACGAGCGCCAAUAUGUGAUGCAAAUCAUUGCCACACUCCCGGCAAAAGGGCCAUAG
Messenger RNA from Malassezia japonica, 1047 nucleotides. It is a transcript of the gene HYM1, whose product is annotated as Hym1p. Gene Ontology annotation, biological process: intracellular signal transduction. Gene Ontology annotation, molecular function: protein serine/threonine kinase activator activity. The coding region runs from base 1 to 1047 and encodes 348 amino acids. The transcript is spliced from 7 exons. The record is from RefSeq and is a predicted model, not a curated record. NCBI's taxonomy places the organism in Eukaryota, Fungi, Basidiomycota, Malasseziomycetes, Malasseziales, Malasseziaceae.